AACAAAAAAAUUCAAAACACUUGAGAACCAAACCAGAACUUGCUCUCAUCAUCAUCAAUGGCAGAGCUAGAGAACCCAAUAGUGAUGACCAAGAUCAUCACAUUCCUCUCAUCUCUGGUUCAAAGGGUGGCUGAAUCGAAUGACAUCAAUCCAUUCCAAACCCAGAGAAUCUCAGUCUUCCAUGGCCUAACCAGGCCCACCAUAUCAAUACAGAGCUAUUUGGAGAGGAUUUUCAAGUAUGCCAAUUGUAGCCCAUCUUGCUUAAUUGUUGCGUAUGUUUAUCUGGAUCGGUUUUCUCAGAGGCAACCAACUCUGCCCAUCAAUUCGUACAACGUUCACCGGUUGCUGAUUGCUAGUGUCAUGGUGGCUGCAAAGUUCAUGGAUGACAUGUACUACAACAAUGCUUAUUAUGCAAAAGUUGGUGGGAUCAGCACAAUAGAGAUGAAUUUUCUUGAAGUGGAUUUCCUAUUUGGUUUGAGCUUCAACUUAAAUGUGACCCCUUCAACCUUCACCACCUACUGCUCCUACCUCCAAAGAGAAAUGCUCCUCUUGCAGCCUCCUCUAGAUUCUGCAGAUUCUUCUCUUAGUUUAGGCAAAUCACUAAAGCUCCAUUUGUGCUUUGAUGAGGAGGAAGCCUCCCAUCAGCCACAGCAGCUAGCUGUUUGAUUAAAGCUUUAAAGGGUUGUUGCCUUUAAAAUUUAAAAAAAAAAAAAAAAAAAAGGUAGUUGUUGAGGUAGUGAUUUUUGUACUUUGCCCAUAUUUUUUGGGCUGGCAAUAUGAACAUUAGAUAUUUCUGUCCUUUUUUUU
Molecule: messenger RNA, 807 nt
Organism: Prunus mume (Japanese apricot)
Lineage: Eukaryota; Viridiplantae; Streptophyta; Magnoliopsida; Rosales; Rosaceae
Product: cyclin-U4-1-like
Biological process (GO): regulation of cyclin-dependent protein serine/threonine kinase activity
Molecular function (GO): protein kinase binding
Source: RefSeq, a predicted model, not a curated record